Messenger RNA from Aplosporella prunicola CBS 121167, 1055 nucleotides. RefSeq lists its product as uncharacterized. Gene Ontology annotation, molecular function: aldose reductase (NADPH) activity. Lineage: Eukaryota; Fungi; Ascomycota; Dothideomycetes; Botryosphaeriales; Aplosporellaceae. Gene Ontology annotation, cellular component: cytosol. Bases 26 to 940 code for a protein of 304 amino acids. The record is from RefSeq and is a predicted model, not a curated record. The transcript has 2 exons.
CGGGGUUUUCUAGCGUCUCGCCGCAAUGCCUCCAACACACAGCAAUGCCGUUAGGCAGGCAAUUGGCAAUUCCCCAUUCAUAUACGGGACUGCCUGGAAAAAAGAUGCGACGACAAAGCUCGUCAGUCAAGCUUUGUCCGCUGGUUUUGUAGCCAUUGAUACAGCUGCCCAACCUCGACACUACCGCGAAGACCUUGUCGGCACCGGAAUGAGAGAGAGCCUGGUUUCAAAUAACAUGAAGAGAGAGCAACUAUACGUCCAAACGAAAUUUACGUCCCCGGCUGGGCAAGACCUAAACAAUAUGCCGUACUCCGCCGAAGCCCCCCUCGAAACACAGCUCCAUACCUCAGUCAAGUCGUCGCUGCAUAAUCUCCGUCCGACCGACGAUCUCAGUAGCAUGGAUUCCUCCUACAUCGACUGCUUGCUGCUCCAUUCACCACUUCAGACAACACGCGCCACUAUGGAGGCAUGGAAGGUUUUGGAAUCAUAUGUCCCCCACAGCAUCCGUUACCUUGGUAUCUCAAACGUAACAUUGCCAGUGCUCAAGGCGCUCUACAAUGGGUCGACAAUCAAGCCUUCGGUUGUGCAAAAUCGGUUUUAUCUAGCCACAGCGUACGACGUGCCGCUAAGGCGUUUCUGCCGGGAAAAGGACAUUGUGUACGAAAGCUUUUGGACCCUGACGGGAAAUCCUGGACUUUUACAAUCGACUCCGGUCGUGAUGCUAGCGCAAUUUGCAGGCGUGAGCAAAGCUGUUGCGUUGUAUUCUCUAGUCACGGCACUGGAUGUUGUGGUGCUCAAUGGGACGACGAACGCGGAGAGGAUGAGGGAAGACUUGCAAGGUGCAGAGAAGGUGCAGCAGUGGGCGCGGAAGAUGCAGGAUAGCUGGAAUACUAUUCUUGGAGAUUUUAAGCACCUUGUUGGGGACACCGACGUGGAAUAACUAUAUAUAGGUUUGGUAGCUCAAUACGAUGCGUACAGAUGCUAGUUAUACUAGUAGUAAGCCCUUUUAUUGCUUUCUCUCUAAUUUUUUAAAGAUAGAUAAAAAUAUAAGUCUG